AUCUUUUGUCUGCCCUAACUGGGAUUUAGGGCUCGUGGGCAUGGCGGAGCAAGUGCUACGCGACAUGAAUCUCAGCUCCGAUGAAUUCUCGAGGCUGAAGACAUGUAUGAAAGAUCCCAAGUUUAUGGAGCUCUUGAGCGAGUAUGCGAAGGAGAUCUCGCAGCCUGGCAGCAAGGAAGAAGCUGAGGCAUACCUCAAAAUGGCCGAAGAGCGCAGCAGUUUUUCAAUGGAAGGAAAGGACUUGAUCAUACCGGUUGCUGGAUUUUGUGUCAAAACGAAGAACAAGAAGAACAAUAAGAAGGUUUUCAUCAACAUAUGCCAUACAACCAACAUUGACAAACCGACUUCUUUCACUCAUUCUGGAAAAGGCGAACAGUGGUCGAUCCCUUACAGCUUGGGUCCUGCACGAAACGACGUGGAUAAAGCCGGCGGGGAGUGUGAGGUUUAUGAUUUUGUAGUGAACGAAGAAGCUCAUGAGCGUGCCAUGAAAAACAAUCGGUUUAAGCGGUUUCUAGCAGAGACAGCAAUUGAGAACAUUCAAAAACAACGGGGCGUAGAGCUUAGUGAAGAAUUUAUCCUGCCCAAGCUGAAGUAUAAAGGACAUUCUGGAAAUCCUAAGAUGCAAACAGUUCGCAAGACAUCGGCAAGUGAGCAAGCAAACACAGAAAAAGAGGUUUCUUCCAAGUCAAGAGCAGGAGAGAAACCUUCAAGUGAUUCAGUGCCAGACGUGAAGGAACUUGCCUCCAAAGAAGUGAAGCCUUCUUACGAAUUCAUCUACCGAGAUGAUUUGGACCUUGGGAAAUUCUGGACAGAUAAGGCUGUUCUACCAAAUGGCAAUCAAAAACCGAAGAUGAUUGUGUUGCGAGUUGACUUGCCAGAAGUGCAAACUUCGAGCGAGGUGGAGCUGGAGGUGACGAAUUCCGAUGUCUCUUUGUACGUCCCUGAAAAGUAUAAGCUCAAGCACGCAGGUACAAACGGCACACCCUGUGGAUUUCAAGAAUGCGAGAGCACAGUUCGACAGAAACAGACGAAGGCUAGAAGUUGUCAUGCCAACCUGUUAACUUCUUCCUCCUUAAAUGAACACGAAAAUCUUCUAAGGAGGAACAACUGAUUCUUCCGUAGGGCAAUGGCUAUG
Molecule: messenger RNA, 1135 nt
Organism: Selaginella moellendorffii
Lineage: Eukaryota; Viridiplantae; Streptophyta; Lycopodiopsida; Selaginellales; Selaginellaceae
Product: protein kintoun
Exons: 10
Coding region: 41-1111 (356 amino acids)
Cellular component (GO): cytoplasm
Source: RefSeq, a predicted model, not a curated record